Aspergillus eucalypticola CBS 122712 is the source of this 851-nucleotide messenger RNA. RefSeq lists its product as uncharacterized. The transcript has a single exon. The coding region runs from base 289 to 807 and encodes 172 amino acids. Lineage: Eukaryota; Fungi; Ascomycota; Eurotiomycetes; Eurotiales; Aspergillaceae. The record is from RefSeq and is a predicted model, not a curated record.
GGAUUUUGUAUGUAUGUAUGUAGAAGUAGUUAUAUACCGGCAGGAAAACGAGAGAAAGUGAUAAAGGAACGAACUGAAACACUGAUAUCAGCAAAACUCACUGGCAGGCAUAACCUAAAUAUGAUCCAUCCGAUUAUCCCAUCGUUCAGGAUGGGGUUGGCACCCAACCCAACCCCUUGGGAUUUUGGAACACCCGAAGUUGACACGAAAAUCGGCGUGUGAAACGCAGUAGAAUGCCGAUCUGAAGAUCGCGUGAACGAACGCCCAUCUGAUUCUCCGGAUUCCAAAAUGGUUCGCUCGGCUCCACGUCCCGCGCGUUAUGGCCGAUCCCUUGCUGUCUUGGGGGCUAUGUUUCAUCAUUGCUCCUGUCGAGUUGACGGUGUUGGUCUUAGGAGGACCCAUUUGAGUGGGCUACAAGCCUCCGCAAUGCGGAUACACCGUUCGCCAGGUACCCGAGCGAGGGAUGUUGUUUGUUCCGGUGAUGUAACGAUCGACGCACUAUUGCUUUCUGAGACCACCACGCGGCCGACUAUCGAUUGUCAGACUCUUUCGGCCCUGUGGAUGUCGUCAGGCUGGGGAGCCCCUGUGGAGAGGAGAAUGACGUUCAUGGUCUGCGACAAAUAUUAUUUGUUAGAUGAGGCUGUGUCUUGGUCGGACUGGGGCUACCUAGAUAGUAGUAGUAUUCUUAGCAUCUUCAGUGGUGGAUGCUCGCUUGUUGUUUGUUUUGUUCCUGACCCAUGGAACCAAAGUCGGAAGGCAGAGUUGGCAGGCAGAAUGGAGAAAUGGAUUGAAAGGGAGCCAUGUUGAAGCUGCAUUGUACUUUUAUCGCCUCGUUUGGUGCCGAUCACGAG